This is a messenger RNA of Pocillopora meandrina, 7982 nucleotides long. The record is from the annotation of a GenBank genome assembly. NCBI's taxonomy places the organism in Eukaryota, Metazoa, Cnidaria, Anthozoa, Scleractinia, Pocilloporidae.
AUGCAAACAACUUCAAAUCCUAAAAAGACAGAUGAUACAUUACAGAUACCAGUUACUGUGGAAGAGGACAAGUUUGCCAAGAAAUUUGCAGGUAGAUACCUCUAAAGAUUCUCUCUCUGUCUCUCUAACUGUCCAUCUGUGUGUCUGUCUAUCUGUGUGUCUGUCUUUCUGUCUGUCUGCUUUGUAGUCAGUCAUUGUCCAAGUAAACAGUCUUGAACUUGAUGUAGUUGCACUAGCAGUCCAGAUAUUUCCACAAGGGGACAUCAAGUAUGGACUGUAAGUGUUGCACUCUUAUUUUGUGUGUGCAUGUGUGUGUGUAAAUAUUGCUGUUUGGAACAAAACAUCAAUUUUCUUAUUGGUUUUUUUUUUUUCUCAAUAAUUAAACUUUGAACAGUAUUCCAAGUUAAGUUGGAGUGAAAUUAAGUAACAUUUUCUGGUUUUUAAAAAAGAGAAGGGAUGUGAAGAAAAUAAUCUUGCGGAGUGGAAUGUAACUAAGUUUAAAUUACAAAUCAGAACUGAAGAAGAAAAAUAUUUUCCAAAACUGCAAUGGCUAAGGUUGUGAUGCACAUUAUUAUUUUAUGGGUGUAUUGUUACUAUAAGAACUGAAAAUUCACUAUGAUAGAAAAGUACCACUUGUAGACUGAAUUCAUACAUUUCUUUGUGCUUCAUUUUUUUUAUUUGCAGAAAGUAUUCAAAGACAAGAGUUACAGUACAUCCAAAAACCUUACAUUCCAAGAGGACUGAUCAACAGAGGGAACUGGUGUUACAUUAAUGCUGUAUCCUUUAAGUUACAUCAAGAAAUGUUGGAUCAAUAUCAGUAUCUGAGCAACUGCCCACCUACCCCUUCCCUAACUCAACAACAGUCAAUUGAUAACAAUUUAGGGUUAAUGUUGGGUUAAGGGAGGGGUAGGUGGGCAGUUUCCCAGAUACUGAUAUUGAUCUGAAAUGUUCAUGUGAACCCUUCACACCUUGUGAUUAGUGUCCAUAUUCUUCAUACUCUUGUCAGUACAUUUUCUUGGGUGCUGACAAGGAAAAUUUGCUUAUUGGUCCAUAAAAAUUCCAAAAAAGAACUUGGCCAACGUCCAGCCAUCUUGACCUCAUGUUUGGUCAAUAAUGCAUGUUAUAUAUCAAGCAGACAAGUGAUGAGAGUAAAAAAUACCUCAAUCAGGGGAAUAUCAGUUGAUCCAAUACCAAAUUCACCAAAGUAACAUCAUCAGAAUUGUAUGGCAGGCAGUGAAGAGAAUUACUAACAAGUGUCAAUGAAUGACUGAGCAUUAUUACUGUAAGGAGAAAUGAAAUGCUGAUCACCCUUUGGGCUUAAAGGGUUAAGAGAUCACCUUUUAUUGAUUAGGUGAAAGACAGAGUUCAUGUCUUUCUUGAUUGCUUCUGCAAUGUCUUUUUAACUCAAGAGUGAAUUUCAUAUGUAUUGGGAACAGUAACUGUUUUUUGUCCUUAACUGUGAACAGACUCUUCAAGCUCUGGUGGGGUGCCCACCAUUUUUCAACCUACUGAGACAAUUGCCUUUACUAAAGGAAAGAGGUCCAACAUCAACACCUAUUUUGGACAGUCUGUAAGUGAAAAAGUUUUGUCUUGCAUGGGAGCACUCUGGUCAAAAGUUGUUAAAUUGGCCACCUGUCUCGGUCUAGUUUUUCACCUUUGAAACAAUUUUUUUCAAUUUUGUAAGACUGGUAUUGUGAUGUCUAUGUAUGAGGCAAAGCAUUUCUAACGAACUUCAAGAAUGGCGGCCUUGUUUACAAUAUGUUCAUGCAAAAAGAAAAUGUACUUAUUAUCAGUAAAACAAAGCAAAAAAUAAAACCUUACUCCCUUUUUCAAGUUUGUUUUUUAAGAUAAUGAUUUUUUCCCUUUUACAGAAUAGUCUUUAUGAAUGAGUUUAAGGAGACAAAGAUAAAACCAGGUAUGUGUUUACAACAGUUGUGAGAAUUAGAGAAAGAUGUUGUUUUUUGUCUUGUCACGAGUGUGGGACAAAGAAAAAAAUUUUGAGUCCCCAUGAGGAAUCAAACCUCAGACCUUCGGAAUCCACACUUCACUGCUCUGAGAAUUGUUUUUAGAGUAGUGCUAUACCUGAAUGGUCUGGUUAAACAAGCCCACUUUUCAUAUUACUUCAGUCAUCUCAGAUUUUUUAUCUUUCAACUUACUGUCUUUUUGUAUAUUAUUACUCGAAGUUAGGAUAAUAAUGUUUAGAGUUAUUCUCCUCCACCUUAUUUGCAUGUUCUUGAAUCAAUCAUAACCAUCCUUUAGAAUCAUACUCUACACAAAGAAAAAUUUAUUUUUUGAAAUAUCCUCUUCAUUCUAAGUUGGCUAUUUAUGAUUUUUUUUAUAGGUGGCAGUUCUCCUUCUUCAAAACCUGAGUUUAACACUGGAGAACAAUUUGAACCUGUAUAUGUAUACAAGAUGUUAGCGAUCAUUCAGAGCUCACUCUCAGUUAAGGUGAGUUUUUUCCUCCAGAAACACAAUGAUACUUGCUGAUUAUUCUUAUUUUCUGCUUCCUAUCUUACGGUCCCAUAAAAGUGAAGGGACAGCAAAAUUAGAUAAGAAAUGUGUUAAUGGAAGUAUCAAAAGGUGGUUGAGACCUUAUUGGGCAGGACACACCCUGUCACCUCUCAAAUUUUCAAUUGUCCAAGGCUCUUCUUGCUGUAAAAUCUUGCCUGCUCCACAUCAAGGGAUAAACAUGAUCAAGAAGUCUAGUUGACUUGUUUUGUGGGGAUUGAGAGCACAAAUGUGUCAUGAAUCAUAGUCUCACUCUCCUCAACGCUGGCCACAAAUAAAGACAAAUAAACAAACAAAUAGUCCCCACUACCACCACCACCAUCACCCGCGAAAGAUUUCCAAUUAGCCAAAAUCUCUUGCCGAGCUACUAAGACCUGUUGGAAAAAGGGUUCCCAAACUUGUUUUCUUCACAAAACUUACUCAGAAGAAACUGAUCACAAGCUAUGUAUGGUUUUUAAGUGAAAUGUUGGGGUAACUUGUUGAACUCUCUUAUAGGGCCGACAGGAGGAUGCUCAAGAGUUUCUCAGCUGCAUUUUAAACGGAUUACAUGAAGAGAUGCUGCAGCUUGCAAAGAUAAUAUCAAAACCGCUGAAAGGUUAAGAUUCUCCUAAACUCUCCUAGUACUGAUCCUUACACCCUAAGGAAUAGCCUUUGUAUUAGGAGCAGGUCUUUAUGGUUAGCACUGCAGCGCCAAAGAGAGUUUGAGGGAGGCGAAAGUUGUGGGAGAGGUCUGGGUCAAACCCGUUUACAGACCUCUGUCUCUUUCAAACUCUCUCGCUGACAAGGAAACGCUCGUGUUGCAGUGUGGAUAAGAAUGACCUGCUCGAUGGUGAUGGCCUUUGGUGAGUGAACGACAAAAAGUAGAACUCCGUGAUAAUGGAUCAUUUCAAAAUGAGGUGUAUAACCUUUGUUUAUUUAUUUUCUUAGCCCCAGAGAGAGAUGUUGACUUGCCAUUGAAGGCUGAAGACUCGGCAGAUGAUGAUGAACCUAAAGCUGAGGAGCAGGAAGAUGAAGGGGACUGGGAACAAGUCGGACCCAAAAACAAAUCCAUGGUGACUAGAAUGGUAAGUGCCCCCCAUCCCCUUUCCCCCCCCUCCCCCCCCCCCAAAAAAAAAGAAAGGAGGCUCUUUUUACUCUUUGUUGUUCCUAAUAUUUUCCAAAACAUUAAUUUUUAGUGCUCCUGGAACUCAUCAAUCCUACCAAAAGAAAUUGAAAGAUCAAAAUUAGCAAAAACAAAUCAGUCAACUCCUUUAAAUAUGUCAUAUGUCUUUCCUUUAGUAAAAUAUGUCAAUUUUAUGUUGUGGUUUUCCCAGUUGGGGGUUGUUGUUAUUGUUGUUGUUGUUGUUUUUUUUGUAGUAUCUUUAACCUUACUAUGCAAAUUUCAGGCAUCGUACCCGCAGUCACUGAUAUCGGAGAUGUUUGGCGGUUUUCUGCGCUCGUCAGUUCACCAAGCUGGAUUGAAGGACUCUGCUAAUGUAGAACCUUUCUUCGAACUUCAGUUGGACGUGCAGGUUUGCAACUUACGGCUCAUGUCAGAGGGUCUCAAUGGGCUGCUGGAUCUAACGGCUCACGGUUCAAAUUUUGACCACUCUACAGCUAACGGUUAAUUUCCUUCAGUUGCGAUUGAAAGAAGAACUUUAAUUUAAUUUAAGACGGUUAAUUUUUUUUUUACAAUAAACUAUUGAAAUGUGUCGAUUUUUAGGCCUAACAGCGUAAUUUUUUGCCGUUUUAUGGCAAACGGUUAACACCUCAUCAAGAUCCUUUUGAAAGAAAGUGCGGGAAAAGAGCAAUCCUCGUCAGAUUUUGAAGCAUUUUAAUGUGGUUCCUACACGAAAAAUACUCUCCAAUGUACCUUACUAAUAUUUAUACACCUAUUUUCAAUUGAAUUUCCAAAGCCAACCCAUUUUUUUUCUUACUUCACAACUCUCCCUGAUUGGUCAAGAAAUUUCCCGCCACUUCCUCAACCUAUAAAACGCAGAGUGGAAAGGAAUUGUCACUUGAUCACAUGCGCUUUCCCGCGCUUGAACAUUGUCUGGUUACUUUGAGUUCUCAUUGGCUUAGUGAAAAAUGUUCUUUUUUUCCUUUUAAUUGACUGCUCUGUUGAGUUUGGUUUUUGGUGUCAAUUUGUGUUUGUAGUGAGACUUCCUGAUUUGUGACGAUCCAUAUUUUUGAUAGACUGUUACAUCCGUUGAAGAUGCCUUGAAGAGCCUGGCUUUGAAAGAAGAAGUACAAGGUUACACUUGUACUAAAACUAAAGUACAGGUAAGGGAGAGAAAUAAUUCUUGUGAUGACAUGAAGGAUUGGUAACUAUUGAGCUUAGACGUCGUUGAAAAAACAAUGCUGUUGUUUCGAUGCGAAUGUGGUAUAACAAAACAAAAUCUGAGUCUGUAACGACGAUUUAUCAAACUAAUAUGUCCUUUGACGUUUCUUUAAGGUUGACAUUUGCCGACGUGUGACCCUCGAGGGGCUCCCUAAAGUCCUCAUCUUGCACUUGAAGAGAUUUAUUUACUCCAAAUCUGGCAGCCAAAAGCUAACAAAGGUAGUUGAUUACCCCUUGGAGCUCACCAUUGGAAAAGGUAAAGUCCAUGAACGGAUCUUUUCAAAGUAGUUCGAGGCGAUGAGAAAUGACUAAAAAAACCAACCAAAGGAUGUAUAUAGAUAGGCAUCCAAGGUAAUGGAAAAUGCUAAAAAUAUGAGAUACGUCUCUGGUUGAAGCUAUUUUUCUGAAAAAAAAAAAACGGACAAUAGUAAAUGUUGUAGAAAUCAGUCGAUCGAUCAGACAGUCACGUUCAUUCAUUCAGUCAACCAGUCAGUUAGUCAGUCUGUCUGUCUUUCUCUGUUAGUUGGGAAACCAGUUAAUCAGUCAGUCAGACAGGCAACCAGUCAGUCAGUUAGUCUGUCCAUUAGUAGGUCAGUCAGCUAGUUAGUCAAUCAGUUAGUCAGUCGGUCAAUCGGUUAGUCAGUCAGUCAAUCAGUCAGUCAGUCAGUCUGACGAAGCUCUUUCAGUUAAUUGUCAGUCAGUGAGUCUGACUAAGCUCGUUCAGUCAAUCAGUCAGUUAGUCAGUCUGACUAAGCUCGUUCAGUCAAUCAAUCUGACUAAGCUCAUGCAGUCAAUCAGUUAGUCAGUCAGUCAGUCUGACUAAGCUUAUUCAGUCAAUCAGUAAGUCAAUCAGUCUGACUAAGCUCGUUCAGUAAAUCAGUCAGUCAGUCAGUCCGACUAAGCUCGUUCAGUCAAUCAGUCAGCCAGUCAGUCCGACUAAGCUCGUUCAGUCAAUCAGUCAGUCAGUCAGUCUGACUAAGCUCGUUCAGUUAGUCAGUCAGUCAGUCUGACUAAGCUCGUUCAUUCAAUCAGUCAGUCUGACUAAGCUCGUUCAUUUAAUCAGUCAGUCAGUCAGUCUGACUAAGCUCGUUCAUUCAAUCAGUCAGUCAGUCAGUCUGACUAAGCUCGUUCAUUUAAUCAGUCAGUCAGUCAGUCUGACUAAGCUCGUUCAUUUAAUCAGUCAGUCAGUCUGACUAAGCUCGUUCAUUUAACCAGUCAGUCAGUCAGUCUGACUAAGCCCGUUCAGUCAGUCAGUCAGUCAGUCUGACUAAGCUGGUUCAGUAAGUCACUCAGUCUACUAAUUGGUCAGUGAGUCAGUCUGUCAGGUAAACAGUCGCUCAGUAAAUCAGUCAGAGUUAGUCAUUCCUUCAGAAUUCGUUGAUAGUGACUCGUUGAAUUUCAGCACCUUGUUAUUUGAUUUAACGAUAAUUAUCGUCUUUGCUUUAAAUAGACCUGCUAUCUUCGAACGUAAAGAAUAAGUACUCUGCUUCUCAAAAGAACUAUAAGCUUUUCGCCGGUAAGUAAAGUUUUACUCUGUUGUAGUAACAAAAAAAAUUGUCUGGCUUGGACAGCUAUCAUCUUUUAAAAUCUUUAAAAUGUUUCUUAGUUGUUCUGACAAGCCCUAAACCUGAUACAGCGCCUUUCGAUGGAUGGCUAUUCUAAAAACGGAAGAAAAAAUUCAAGGUGACAAAAAAAGUUUUAUCAGGCGCAAGAAAACUCGAGUUACCAAGGCAGUUUAGUUUUAGUUUAAAAAUAAUUAGUUGACAUGGUAGUGGAGUAAAGGAAGAGAAUUAAACCAAAUACAAUCCUGUAUUACUUUCGUCACACUUUGAAAAAAUUCUCUGGAAAGUGCCUGGCUGGCUGGCCGGCAGGCUUUUCCAGCUGGUGUCAAAAAGGUUUCCCAAUUGUGCUAACGUGUCAUUUGUGUGAAUUUCUUUUCUAGUUGUGUACCACCAUGGAAAAAAUGCAUGGGGUGGCCAUUACACGAGCGAUGUCUGUCACCCAACACAUGGCUGGAUUAGAACAGACGAUACUAGGCUUAAAGUCGUGCCAGUAAACUACGUUCUCAAACCCACACAGGGAAAAGAUCCAUACAUGCUUUUCUAUCGAAGAACAGACCUCAUGCCUUGAAGUAGGCGAGGCAGGGAAGGGAAGGGGGUAGUGUCUUUAGAACAGUAAUUCUCGUUUACACUGUUAAGUUUUCCUUGGCAUGUUCUCCAAGGUCGAUUGGAAGGGAAAACAUAACUUUUUGGCUGACAAAAUUCAUGAGGGAACACUGAACGCUUACUCGCCAACAAUAUUCACCACGGGCUGGAAGAUUUAUCAAGGAUGGAAUAUUCGGAGGGAAAUGCCACUCAAAACCAUUUUUUCCCGUAAAUAAGGGUUGACUGAUAAAUUUUCUUUGCUCGCGUAUGGAGUGAGUUUGUGUUCUUGCCAGGCCAAGGGAAAAUUACUCGUGUAAAUUUGGUUGAACGUUUUAGACAUGUUAAGUUAUCUUCAUAUCAUGAUUUGUCUCGUAAUGCCUCUAUGGAUUGCGUAAUGCACCAAAGAACGGCUAACUGGAUAGCCUAAGAGUAAGAUUCGAUGAUCUUUUUUAGGAAGCACAAGUAGCCAUUUAGGGUUAGAAAACAAAAACUUACACCUAAUCAAGAGAAUCCCCAUAACACACUGCGCAAUUGACGUUCAUAACAGUAACGCCGAGGUGAAUAGUUGUUUAAGUAAAUGCUAAAACAGUGAAGCAAUAUCGCAUAAAGAGAUGACUUUAAAUUAUAUAUUUUUGCAACGAUUACGUUAUUUUCGGGCGCAAAUUCCUCAUGGGUUGAUUCGAAGUGAAUAGCAGUACGGAGUUUGAGUAGCCAAUCAGAGCGCACCUUCAACGUUAUCCACUGUUUUAGUACAUACUAAAGAGGCUUAUCACGGUCGCAACCAAACAUACAAACGCCCGCUAAGUUCGAACAAAUUUCGCUGUGAUCUCGUUUCGUAUAGAAAUAAGGGACUAGCGAAGACUUCUAACGUAUACUCCGAAGGUUGUUCCUGGUGAGUUUUGUGAUAAAUAUCUCUACUACUCUUCAAGAAAAUAUAGAAUUUAUCCACGGCGCUGUAAACAACCGGGCGUAAAUACCUGUAUGAUUUGGAGCCAUAUCUUCUUGACAAA